This is a messenger RNA of Cyphellophora attinorum, 2631 nucleotides long. Its product is annotated as Xylanolytic transcriptional activator xlnR. The record is from RefSeq and is a predicted model, not a curated record. Bases 1 to 2631 code for a protein of 876 amino acids. Gene Ontology annotation, biological process: regulation of DNA-templated transcription; DNA-templated transcription. The transcript has 2 exons. NCBI's taxonomy places the organism in Eukaryota, Fungi, Ascomycota, Eurotiomycetes, Chaetothyriales, Cyphellophoraceae. Gene Ontology annotation, molecular function: DNA binding; DNA-binding transcription factor activity, RNA polymerase II-specific; zinc ion binding.
AUGCUGUCACGAAUUCCUUCGCACCCGCAUAGCGGGUACCCCAACUAUGCCGAUUACCACCCACAUCGAGAACUGCUAUCUCAGCCUCACUUGUCCAGCAUCCCGCACUCAAAUCAUGAGUCGAAGUCGCAGAUGUACGACGAGAUGAAUUUGCAAGCAGGGAGGAAGAGGACUGGAUCCGAGCUGGACAUGAAUGAUGCUAUGGACGCUCAUGGUGUCCGGCGCCGCAUCUCGCGAGCUUGUGAUCAGUGCAAUCAGCUAAGGACCAAGUGUGAUGGAAAGCAUCCUUGUGCGCACUGCACCGAGAAUCAAUUGCCUUGUGAGUAUGCACGGGCUCACAAGAAGCGUGGGCGAGCUCCGAAGAAGGACACAGAUCAGAACGAGGACGUCAAUGGGCAUCAAAAUAAUACCGGUACACACACAAAUGGCACGCAGCGGCCAACGAACCCUCGGAAAUACUCGACUACAUCAUAUGCUGGAACGGUUGACAAUACACUGCCAUCUAACAACACUCCUACAAGCGCAACAUUCGAUGGACCUCCACAGAACACCUAUUACAAUGGUUUCGAUCACACCACCAACAUGGCUUUGAAUCCUAACGGCCAAAUGUCUGCUAAUCAGAUCGUUAACGGUCAGAUCCCUCCAGCGCAAAUUCCCAAUAUGGAUCAGACCAUGAUGCCUCAGAUCGCCCAGCCCACAUUUCCAGUGCCGGACCAUCGUAGCUUUGCGGCUCAAAUGGAUAGCAUGCACAACUCUGCUGUGACAGGUUUUGGCUUUCCCCUAGGCGACGAUUACUCGGUGGCAUUUAUGGGGAAGGCGCCUAUGGUGGAAUCGCCUGACUGGCUGGCUCUAACAUCACCAAUGUACAUGACAGAACCGCCUCUGAAUCAGCCGCGACCCCCAGAUCAGCUAAAGUACCCGGUCUUGCGUCCACUCUUACCGCAUAUCGAGUCAAUCAUGCCGCAAGCUAUAGCAUGCGAACUGCUUGAGCAAUACUUUAACAGCUCGACAUCAGCAUAUUUGCGACCUUCGAAUCCAUACAUACUCGGCUAUAUCUUCAGAAAGAAAUCAAUCCUGCAUCAGACUGAGCCGCGGUCGUGUACACCAGCACUUCUGUCCAGUAUGCUCUGGAUCGCUGCCCAGACCAGCGACUCGGCAUAUUUGACAAGCCAACUCGAUAGCCGUGCACGAAUUUGUCAGAAGCUCUUGGAAUUGACAAUUAGUAUGCUCAAGCCACUGAUUCACAGCAACGGCAAUAGCAUCAAUCCAACGCCAAGUUAUCAACACCUCUCGGCUUCGGACGCAAGUCUAGCUGGAUUGGUCGUGCCGACAGACCGCGUUGGCAAUCAUGGUGUUGAUCGUGUUCAGAUUGACAACCUGGCAACCUACAUUCACCUCGCGACAGUCGUCUCUGCGAGUGAGCGUAAAGCCACUUCUCUGAGAUGGUGGAACGCAGCUUGGUCACUGGCCCGAGAGAUACGACUUGGACGAGAGCUGCCACCGAACCCGAGCUCAGACAAAGACGCGGACGAGCAUAAACCAAAGUUGGGCGACGUUGACCCCCGCAGAGGAUCUAUGGACGAGCCACGCCCUAAUACGCAGUUUGUAUGCGAAGAAGAACGAGAAGAGCGCCGACGGACCUGGUGGCUAUUGUACAUGCAGGACCGCCAUCUUGCACUUUGCUACAAUCGACCUAUGUUCUUCCUAAAUCGAGAAUGCGAAAACCUGCUUCAGCCCCUGGACGAUGAUAUAUUCCAGUCUGGUCGCUUCGACUCCGCACAUGAAUAUGGGUCACGACGUCGUGGUCUCAACAUUGAAUGCACAUCACAUUCAAUAUUCGGGUAUUUCUUGCCCCUAAUGGUGUUGCUCGGAGAGAUCUUGGACCUGAAUCACGCACGCAACCGGCCUAGAUUCGGCCCUCGUGCAAGUCGACCUCUUUCCUGGGACGAUUCGGUAGAAGAGAUUUCACAGGCACUGGAAGCGUUUGGCCAGUCACUACAUGAUUUCACUGCAGCGGGUGGACGUAUGCAAAAUUCAGACCAGAAUCCAGAUGCCGUAACGCCAUCCGUUGUGAGCACGAGCACUACCGAUUCAAGCGAGAUCUCUCUACAGACGCGAACAGCGGUCGCGUACAGCAUGCAUAUUAUGCAUGUGCUCCACAUCUUGCUCACUGGAAAGUGGGAUCCCAUUGCUCUUCUGGACGAUAACGACCUCUGGAUCUCUUCGAAGUCCUUCUACGCAGCAAUAAAUCAUGCCGUCGACGCUGCUGAUGCUGUGGGAGAUAUCAUUGACUUCGACCCGGACCUGAGCUUCAUGCCAUUCUUCUUUGGAAUCUAUUUGCUGCAAGGCAGUUUCCUGCUCCUGUUGUUUGCAGAUAAGAUGCAGCAUGGCAUGCCCGCCGAAGUCAAUUCUAAGGUGGUUCGAGCAUCCGAGACCAUUGUCAGAGCUCACGAAGUAUGCGUUGCUACCCUCGACACUCAGUAUCAAAGGAAUUUCAGAAAGGUUAUGCGUUCAGCAUUACAGCAAGUCAAAGGUCGCAUAUCAGACGACCUAGCGGAACAGCAGCAGUGGCGCCGAGAAGUUUUGGCCUUGUAUCGCUGGACUGGAGAUGGGACUGGACUGGCUCUAUGA